AUGAUGUAACAAUACACGACUUCAAAUGUUAUGUUUAACUAUGACUUCAAAUAUUAAGCAUAACUAAAGAAGUUUCAACCCAGAUGUAUAUUCAUACAUGUAUUGGCAAGUAUUGUCAGAUGGAUGAACUUUCAGCACAUUUAAUUGAGGAAGACCAAAGAGCUUCACUACCUACGCAUCCCGAAGUGAAGAGGAUACAAUUAGCAAUUGAAAAUGUAUUAAAAACAAUCUUAGGCUGUAUUGCAGAUAAAGACAAACGACUUAAAGGCAAAUUGCUACCAGUAGGUAGCUAUUACACUGACUUAAAAAUUGGGUUUCCAGAUGAAUUUGAUUUUCUCUAUGAACUUGAAUCACUUGUUGAAGGAAAAAACUUUGAGAUAAGACCCUCUGGGUUUAAGGAUAUCAAAAACUUAUGGAGAACCCCAAAUGGCAAUCCAUUGAAGAAAAAAGUUCAAAUCAAGACACCAGAAAAAUUCUCUAACAAGGAUAAUGAAAAUUCGAGUUCUAACUGGUUACAUAAAAUAAAUGGAGGCUUUGUUCUAAGCCCUGUAGGCGUUAAAAAUACCCUUUAUGAUGCAGUUUUUCAUGAAGCACAUCACCUUGACAAUUCAAUGCUCCCUAGGUAUUUGUCCCUUGACAGGACAGAGGAAGCCACAUUUGUCUACGGUCCAGCUACUACUUUAUUCUUUAUUUGGAAUGGUAGAUUUUAUAAAAAUCUUAAAGUUAGUGUGGAUUUAACAGUAUGCAUUAAAGCAGAGAACUGUGACGAAUAUUUUGACUUUUUAAGACCAAAUUACAUGGAUCAAUCUAGCUGCUUAAGAAAAAUACUUGAAGAAGAAAUGUGUUGCUAUGGUUGCCACCUGGUACCUCAUAUUUCUGAUCAUGGCCAUAUUCAAUGGAAAUUGUCUACUUCUUAUUUGGAAACCAGAGUUUUAUCAAGAUUUCCAAAGAAAUCAGUCUUGAAACAAGUUAUUAGAAUUGUUAAAUUUGACAAGGAAAAGUUUCUGAAAGUGCGUCCCGAUCUUGGGAUAAUGAAUGAUAAAAUAUUAGCUGAUUUUCUUCAACUGGCCAACUUUUACAGUGGAAAUGAUUAUGAUGAAAAUUUUAAAAACUUAGUUUCAUCAUACGUAAUAAAGAAUGUAGUAUUCCACCUGUGUGGGUUUGCUACUUGCAGGGAAUGGAAUAAAGCUUCCCUUUCAACAUUGUAUCUUUUGACACUCACUACACUCUAUGGAGGUUUUAAGAGACAUUCAAUCAGAAACUUUUUUAUUUCUCAACACAAUCUAACCAUUCCAGACCAUGGAGAUAUCUUACCUGGGUUUCAGAAACUAUUUGGAGAAGUCAAAAUUGAAAGUUACCAAAAAAGGUUUCAACAACUGGAUAUAAAAGAUUUUGACUUGAAUAAAUUUGAAAGUCAACCAUUUGAGCCAUCAGGACUGAAAACAUUCUUUAAAAUUACUAAAGAUGACAUAGAUACAAAUUAUCAUAUUCUGUGGGAGUCAAAAUUUCUAAUUUAACAAAAUUUACGGUGUUGAUAAUUUAAAAGAAAAAUGCAAUUAGUAAUUUAGUCAACAGUAAACAUCUUGCUAUUUCUCUCACAUUAUAGAAAAGUAUGCUAUAUUUUAAAUAUUUAUUUUCCAUUCCUAUUUUGUACAUUUAACAAUAAGGUCGAUAGUUUUCUCUUUGAAUUGUUUCAAAAUUUGUUAUUUGGUAGGGCCUUUUAUAUCUGAAUAUGCAUAAGGGAAUUGCUAAUUGUUGAAGGCUGUACAGUGACCUACAUUUGUUUAUUUCUGUGUCAUUUGCUCUCUUUUGUAGAGUGUUUUCAUUGGCAAUCAUAUCACAUCUUCUUUUUUCAAAAAAACCUGUGCAACUGGAGAUAAACAGAAACAUACAAUUAUUUUUCACCUAAGGUAUAGUGUGAACAUGUUGUCUUUCCCUAUGUAGGUCAAACAGUCAGCUGCUCACAGAACGAAACACUUUUUUAGGUUUUUUUCAUAAUUUUUCAUAACAUAAAAGUUGUGGUAAAAGUAAGUUUCUCAGUUGAUCAGGAGAAAAUGUUACUCUAUUUGUUUCUUAAAAAAGGUGUGGCACCAUGGUAACCAUACUGUGUCUGAUAUGCAAAAUUGUGAAAAAUGCUUCUGUAAAAAGAAUAAACAAGAAAUAGAAUCACAAUUUACUUCUUUAUUU
Molecule: messenger RNA, 2187 nt
Organism: Mytilus trossulus (common blue mussel)
Lineage: Eukaryota; Metazoa; Mollusca; Bivalvia; Mytilida; Mytilidae
Exons: 2
Coding region: 84-1517 (477 amino acids)
Source: RefSeq, a predicted model, not a curated record